UUAAGCUAGGGCAUCCUCCUAUUCCUUGCACUCUUCUCUUAGCUGAAUCGACGACGCCAUGGGACAUCCCCAAGCAGAAUGCGAGUAUGAAAGCUUUCGAAAAGCUCGAAUUUCAGAGAACAAGGCUAGAAUGGCCUUUCUGAACUUAAAUCGCUGCGCCGAUGAGCUUCGCUCCAUCGUUUCUUCUCCCAAAUCGAGUGCAAGAAGCACGAACAGUCCAGGGAAGAAUAAACUCAAGGGUUUGGGUUCCCUUCGGCGCUCUGAUAGAUUGAAAGGGAAACCAGCAGUCGUAGAACUACCAUUAGAUCGAGAUUCUUCGGAUCCAGCACCAAAAACAAGAUUGGCAAUGCCGGCAUGGAGGAGAAUGGGGUUGGUAAGCCGUGGAGGUAGUGCACGAGGAAGCGUCUAUGACUCUGUUCUGGGCAUUUGCUGCCAUUUCUGCAGGCAAAAAAAGCUAUGCGGUGAAGAAGACUGCAACAGAUGCAAUACUGGAAAUAUCAACCAGCCUUGCACUGGCAAGACAGAAUGUUCUGUGUGCCAUUCUUCUAAUGGAAUCUUGUGUCGUGCUUGUCUCAAGGUUAGAUAUGGUGAAGAUAUGGAGGAAGUGAGAAGGAUGAAGGACUGGAUGUGCCCCCACUGUAUUGAAGAGAAAGGCAACAAACCUUAUUGGAUAUGUAACAGUUCUCUAUGUUUGAAGAAGCGAAAGAUGACACCAACUGGAAUUGCUAUUUAUCAUGCUCGUGAAAGAGGGUACAAAUCAGUGGCACAUUUGCUUAUGGACGAGUUGAAGAAAGCUGAAAAGCAGUUCAAAAAGUAGAAGAAAUUCGAAGAAAGAGAACAUUUGAGGAUUGAUGGUUACAGGAACCAGCACGGCUUUCAAUCAAGAUUUUUGUUUGCAUAAUUUUAUUGGGGAUUCUCUUGAGAGUCUUGUAAAAAGGUUAGCAAAGAUGGA
This is a messenger RNA of Dendrobium catenatum, 952 nucleotides long. RefSeq lists its product as uncharacterized. The record is from RefSeq and is a predicted model, not a curated record. Gene Ontology annotation, cellular component: nucleus. Gene Ontology annotation, biological process: regulation of DNA-templated transcription. The transcript has 8 exons. NCBI's taxonomy places the organism in Eukaryota, Viridiplantae, Streptophyta, Magnoliopsida, Asparagales, Orchidaceae. Bases 59 to 817 code for a protein of 252 amino acids.